Aricia agestis (brown argus) is the source of this 7197-nucleotide messenger RNA. It is a transcript of the gene sff, whose product is annotated as serine/threonine-protein kinase BRSK2. Gene Ontology annotation, cellular component: cytoplasm. Lineage: Eukaryota; Metazoa; Arthropoda; Insecta; Lepidoptera; Lycaenidae. Gene Ontology annotation, biological process: protein phosphorylation; microtubule cytoskeleton organization; intracellular signal transduction. Gene Ontology annotation, molecular function: tau-protein kinase activity; ATP binding; protein serine/threonine kinase activity. The transcript is spliced from 25 exons. Bases 428 to 3643 code for a protein of 1071 amino acids. The record is from RefSeq and is a predicted model, not a curated record.
AACCCGACGGCGGCCGACCGCUGCGCACGGGAUACACCAAAAACAUUUACUAUUAUCCACAAUUAUGUAACAAUUAUUAUCCAGUGAAAAACAUUUUUUAUUAAUGUUUAAAAUGUUCCCUAAGAUCGGUGCUUCUGUCCACGCAAAACUCGCGCGGUCCCGCGGACACUACGGAUGAUGUUUAACGUAUAUUGAUUUUCCGUCAGCGAAACAUUUUGUGCGGAAUCUAGUGUUAUUAUUAGAUCUGUGCUAAUAUUAAUAAGUGUUGACUAUAUUUUUUUUACCAAAGUAUAAAUUCGAGGCAUGAAAAUCCUUUUUACACAAUCAAAAUAUUGACGUAUAACAGUGUGAAAAUGUUCGACCGUCCGUAUUUACUGAAGUAGCCGUAAGAUGGGGUUGGGCUGAUGAUGAGCAGCCAGGCCUGAGGAUGGAGGGCAGCAGCGCGGCCCCCGAGGCCUACCAGUAUGUCGGCCCCUACCGACUGGAGAAGACGCUUGGGAAGGGACAAACUGGUCUGGUGAAGCUGGGGGUGCACUGCGUGACGGGCAAGAAGGUGGCCAUCAAGAUCAUCAACCGGGAGAAACUCAGCGAGUCCGUGCUCAUGAAGGUGGAAAGGGAGAUAGCGAUAAUGAAGCUGAUAGAACACCCGCACGUGCUCGGUCUGUCUGACGUCUACGAGAAUAAGAAAUAUUUGUACCUAGUGUUAGAGCACGUGAGCGGUGGCGAGCUGUUCGACUACCUGGUGAAGAAGGGCCGCCUCACGCCCAAGGAGGCGCGGAGGUUCUUCCGACAGAUCAUAUCCGCGCUGGACUUCUGUCAUAGCCAUUCUAUUUGCCACCGUGACUUGAAGCCGGAGAAUCUGCUACUGGAUGAGAGGAACAACAUCAAGAUAGCGGACUUCGGCAUGGCGUCGCUGCAGCCGGCCGGCUCGCUGCUGGAGACGUCUUGCGGCAGCCCGCACUACGCCUGCCCUGAAGUUAUAAGAGGUGAAAAGUAUGAUGGAAGACGAGCAGACGUAUGGUCCUGUGGUGUUAUUCUUUAUGCGCUGCUGGUUGGUGCUCUUCCUUUCGACGACGAUAACUUGAGACAGCUUCUUGAAAAGGUAAAGCGUGGUGUGUUCCAUGUGCCACAUUUUGUGCCACCAGACUGUCAGCAGCUUCUGCGGGGGAUGAUUGAAGUUAAUCCAGAGAAAAGGAUGUCUCUGGCGGAAAUAACCCGACAUCCGUGGGUGACGGCGGGUGGACGUGGUGAGUUGGAGCAGGAGCUGCCCAUGAUGGAAGUUGUGCAGACGAGGGUGCUGCCGUCUGCUGAGGCCAUUGACCCCGAUGUGCUCCAGGCCAUAUGCAGUCUCGGCUGCUUCAAGCAUCGAGAGAAGCUUAUACAGGAUUUGCUUAGUCCACACCACAACACGGAGAAGGUGAUCUACUUCCUACUGCUGGAGCGCAAGCGGCGGCGGCCGGCGCGGGACGACGAGCCGCGCCCGCCCGCCGCCGCCGCGCCGCCUGACCCGCCGCGCAAACGGCUCGAUACUUGUCGGGUAAACGGUCAGUCCACACAUUUCGGCCAAAUAAGCGAGGGGUCUCCAAUCACCCCGCGCCGAUCACAAUUCAGGUACGAUAGAGUCAGGUCGUCUUCCAGCCGUCGCGAGGGACGCAGCUCUCCACAACUAUCUGCAAGCCCGCCUGGUCACACUCCACACCGGGUAUCCUCGCUGGGCGGCACUCCAGUCACACCAGGGUCUCCGCUCGCGUCGCCGUCUAUGAGGGAGCAUCAUCACCAGCGGGCUAACUCUACUGGGCCCACGAUCAGCCUCAACAUAAGCGGCGAGCCGGGCGAGGCGGUGAUCAUCAUCAACGAGUCGCCGAUGGUGGGGGCCGUCGCCGUGCGCCCGCACAGCCCCUCGCACUCGCACAGAAGUCGGGAGCGGUCGUCCCUGCCCGGGCCGGCGGCGAGCGGCCCCGCCCCCGCCCCGUUGUUCCCGGGACUCGCCGUGCCCGCGACUCCGGGAGCUGGUGGGUCGGCGACUGGUCCGGCGGCGCCGUGGCGCGCGCGGCUCGCCACCAUCAAGAACUCCUUCCUCGGCUCACCGCGCUUCCACAGGCGGAAAAUGCAGACGUCAUCAGAAGAGGUCCACCUGACGCCCGAGUCGUCACCGGAGCUGACGAAGCGGUCGUGGUUCGGCUCGCUGCUGCUCUCUGCGGACAAGGAGGAGACCUUCACGGCGCUGGUGAAGGGCAAACCGCUCGCCACCGUCAAAGCGGACCUCAUACACGCCUUCCUUAGUAUAGCGGAAUUGUCUCACAGCGUGCUCAGUCCGAUGUCGUUCCGCGUGGAGUACAAGCGCGGCUCCAACGCGCCCGCCAUGUUCCAGCGACACGUGCGGUUCCAGGUACUGUGCCGCACAUUCACUACUCACUACCGGUCACAGAUAGCGGAGUUGUCUCACAGCGUGCUCAGUCCGAUGUCGUUCCGCGUGGAGUACAAGCGCGGCUCCAACGCGCCCGCCAUGUUCCAGCGACACGUGCGGUUCCAGGUACUGUGCCGCACAUUCACUACUCACUACCGGUCACAGAUAGCGGAGUUGUCUCACAGCGUGCUCAGUCCGAUGUCGUUCCGCGUGGAGUACAAGCGCGGCUCCAACGCGCCCGCCAUGUUCCAGCGACACGUGCGGUUCCAGGUACUGUGCCGCACAUUCACUACUCACUACCGGUCACAGAUAGCGGAGUUGUCUCACAGCGUGCUCAGUCCGAUGUCGUUCCGCGUGGAGUACAAGCGCGGCUCCAACGCGCCCGCCAUGUUCCAGCGACACGUGCGGUUCCAGGUACUGUGCCGCACAUUCACUACUCACUACCGGUCACAGAUAGCGGAGUUGUCUCACAGCGUGCUCAGUCCGAUGUCGUUCCGCGUGGAGUACAAGCGCGGCUCCAACGCGCCCGCCAUGUUCCAGCGACACGUGCGGUUCCAGGUGGAUAUAUCGACGAUAACUAAGGCGCCGGGCGAGAACGGCAAAGAGUAUCUGUACGCCAUCACUUUUACACUGCUGUCGGGCAACAUCCGUCGUUUCCGUCGCGUGUGCGAGGUGGUGCAGGCGGCGGUGUGUCGCGCGCCGGGCGCCGGUCGAGCGCCGGCGUUACACCCGCCAUCGCCGCGCGCGCAACGACGAACUAUACACCCGCACGCGGCGGGUGAAAUUCCGGACAGUCCGGAGACACCGCAGCAGCAGUCGGACCACGACAGCGACUCGUCCGUGUUCGAUGCCGUCAAGAGCCCCACCAGCCACACCUCCAUCGACCAGCUUGACCAGCAGAACGGGACCCACCCACUAGGAUCCAGUUCGUCAGUGACUAGCGGUUCCAGUGGAUAUAAACAAAGUGGUCGCGGCAGACGCGCCGCGGAACCCGCCUCCGCCUCACUCGACCACGAGAUUAUGAGCUGCGGCAGGGACGUUACCGGCACGCAUACCAAGCGAUCUUCAUCCGAAUGUAGAGAGAGCAGCUCGUCGCCCCGUCGUGGGCUGGAGUCGCGCGUCGAGUCGCGCGACAACUCGCUCAAGGACACGCUGCGACGGAACAGCUCGCUGCGCGACCGCCGCGAGCGCGACUUCCGGGAACGCGACGCCCCGCCCACGACCUCCAUCGCGUGAGACCGCCAUCUUGAAAACGUGUUAAAGGUUAUCUUCUAUCUCAUUUAACGUACCUUCUCACUCAUACGCAGUAGUGACGCCUUCGAGUAUACAUACUGGUAGUCUAUUUUCAGGGGAUUAAAGUGGCGCCUGUGGGAUGAAUAUUGUUACCUAAUGUAGAUGGCGCCACCGAUACAAGUGGUAACAUAAAGUAAUAACUUUUUAUUGAGUAGAGACAAAGGGUAGGUAUACAGCUUUCUUUAUAGCUGAUUAAUGUCGAACAAACACUGGUAUAAGAAUGAAAUAAACAAAAUAUACAAAACGGAGGUGUCAACAAUAAUUAAUCUUUAGUGUCAAUAGUUGAAUGUAGAAUUUACAUGAAUUCCGAUUAUGAAGAGUCGUAAAAUACUUCUGCAAUCCGUUAUUUAAAACAAAAUAUCGUUUGGGGACUAUAAAUAUUAUGAAUUAUUUGUAGGAAAUCACAAUUAUUAACAAACAUUUAUACAGUAGUCUAAUACUCACAGCUAUUAAAAUGUAACAAGACUAAAUAUUAUAUAAAUGUACAUUAAAUACACAUACAUAUUUUAAACGAAAUUUUUACUAAAAUAUAAAAUAUCAUAAAAUAUAUGAAGUUACAAAAACUGCCUCUAUUCGUCCUAGCUGCUCCCUGUGCCCACGAACAUUAAAAAAACCUUUAACGCGAAUUCAAAGAAGCGAUAGGCUAGAUAAUGUUUUUAUAAAUAUAUAACUAUAUCAGUAGGCUUAUGUGUGUUUGAUUAAAACAUAAAGAAACCGGCCAUAUAUUUUAAAAUGUAAAAGCUAUCCAUGUACUGAACUAUGCUACGUUUUAUUAAGCGCUGAAAAAUGUACUCCUGUAUUUUUGCAAAAGAAUCAAAUUAUAUAUUACCUUUAACCUACUGCCGUUAAGAUAGAUCGCUUAAUGUAUAGGCUGUACAGUGCACCUUAGCUAUUACAAUGGUCCAUUGUGCUUACUUAAUACCUACACGAUCCUAGACGAAAACGUCGUGCUGUGCGAUUAAAAAAAAGCAAGUGGCGCCAUCUUGUUCUCUCAACUGUGAACUGACAUGUGGCAAAAUGGAAUGUAUCCAAACAUGAGACAGUAUUUCGAAAAAAAUAAUUUAAUUUAAAUGGUGUUUAGCUUUAAUUUAAUCGCACAGAACGGCAACUUAGAGAAAAUUUAGUAGCGCGGCCCGCGCGUGUACAAAUGUAGCCAAACGUUAUUGUAUGUUACAUGUAUAUUAUGUGGAUAUAUCUCAGUCGGACGACUCUGUUCACACAAUACAACUUAUAGAUAUUUACCAAAUGACUUUCAACUUCAUUUAAUCUAGAGUUCUUGUCAUUAGAAUACUUUAGUUAUCUAAUCUAAUGGCCGAAUUCGUAAUUUAAAGUUAGGGGCCUUCAAAUAGGCUGUCUCACUCAGGACAAGGACAGCAAUUUGCGAAUUUCCUGGCUUUAAGAAGCGUAUUCGGUCGGCCAUAACUAAUAAUAACUUUUAUGGACAGCUUAUUUUGUCAGUAAAUUUGGAACAGAUUAUUAAGCCAUGUUGCUAGCUUGUUAUUUUUAACUUUUUCUUGAAAGCGGUGGCAACUUAGCUAAAGCUAUGUCUUAUAAAAGUUAUUCUCUAUUAGUUCGAUGGCAUAAGUCAUACUCGUAUGACGAAAAUGGUGCAUAUUAGGAAAGUCAUUCUAGUAUGUUCAACGUUCAUACUGUACAAUAUCGCACUAUAUGACAACUAGUAUCAACAUAGAGACGCUGUAGAAGUGUCCACGGAUAACAAAAUAUUUAGAAAUUCGCUUCGAGAAGACUAAGGAUUGGGCGAAUUAAAUACGAAAACUGGCUCAUAAGCUUUUCCUUUUGAUGACGUCAUACUUGUUUUUUUUUUCGAAUUUAAUCCGUCCUAUCCAAAAUAAUCCAAAGUCCAGUGUGAUGCAAUUUUGAGGUUAUGUGAGUGUAGGUUAUCGUUUGAGUUAACGCAACUUGGAAUGUAAUACGACGUUCGUGCAGAUGUAUGUUUACAUAUUCGAAAGUAUUUUUGUGGUGAAGAUAUUAUGUUAUAUUGCAUGUUGCAGUAUCCGAGAGGGGUCCCGUGUAAAUAUAUAUAGCGAAAAUUGUAUGUACGUUUAGUUAUACGAGUGAAUGGAACGCGCACAUUAUGGUUUUAAAUGCUAUUUUUAAUAUUACGAAUUUAUUUUGCUAUACCAGGGGUAUGUUUACGCUUUGCUGCAAAAUGUUUAAAAAGAUGGCCUCCUCAUUUUGCUUUUCUAGAUUAUUCGUGGCGUAGUUCACAUCGCAGGUCAAAUGUAGUACUUGAACUGUUGACCUCAAUAAAACUUUUAUUGUCUUAGACACGAUAUUAUUUUCAACAUGUCUUGUUAUUUUACGAUCUUGAAGCAUAAGCAUACCCCUCCAAUAUUGUUAUAAUAUUAUACAUUAGUUAAUUCAUAACGUUACUUUUGUUGGUUCACGUUACGUUACUAAAUAUAGUUGAAUCGCUGACCUGAUCGCCACAUAUCAUUAUUUCGUCAUAAAAUAUUUUAAAAUCCUCGACAAAUCGCAAAGUGGAAAGAUGGUGACUGAUUUCUUUUAUAAUAUACGUAAUGGUUUUUUUGUAUAAACGUUUCCCAUGUACCAUCGGUAAUAUAAUUUGUAUAGAACGCCUUUAUUAUAAUAGGAUAAUCAUUAAUCAUAUUGUUAAUUUAUGGAGAGUGUAAUUUUGUACUCGAGUAUUGUUAAGGAGGGCAUUGAGUUUUCCUCUCUGCGGCUGGCGAUGGAAUGUCGUUUACAUUUUGUUUUGUAUGCAUUUGUUACCAUUCUACCCGAAUAUAAAUAAUUUAAAAUUUAAAUUGUAAAACGUAAGGGCUUAAAAUAACUUUGUAUUUACAUAUGCUAUGACGUUUUCUGUUAUUAUUCCACUUUUUACAGCCCUAAAGUUCAAAGUCGUAUGUUAAUCAAAUAAUUGUUUGUCCAUAUUUUAAUAUUUAUUUUUAAAAAUUACUGCUAUCAUUCAAUGAUAAAAAUAUCUUGUGAUCACUCGAGACAUCGCCAGCCGCAUUUUUCAGUAUAUAUUUUAAUGUGUUCGUGGAAACUAAUUUGUAACAUAAUAAUAUCGCUAUCUUCCUCCGCCGGCGCCGGUGCGCGCGAUUCGCGGCGCCCUGCCGCUAGAGGCGCUAGUGUCACACGAGUUUCAAUAACUGGCCGCUAGGAGCGCUAGUGUCGUUAAUGUUGUGGCAAAACUCCGCUAGGGGCGCAGUUGCCCUAGUGCGGAACAAAAAAGUGCCAGUGUUAGGCUAGUUUCAAUCAGAAUCCGCUAGAGGCGUCAGUGUCAUUUUAGUGCGGUAAUUAUCUGCUAGAGGCGCCAGUGUCGAGUUAGUGCGGUAACUAUCUGGUAGAAGCGCCAGUGUCGAUUUAGUGCGGUCUUUUUCCACUAGGGGCGCCGCAGUCGCGUGUAAUCGGCGUCGGCUCGGCUGUACAUUGUAUGGAUCUGCGCUAUGCUCUACUGUAACUGCUUAAGACGUCAUUGGUUAACUGAAAAAAAAUAAAAAAAUAAAAAUUUU